Molecule: messenger RNA, 480 nt
Organism: Aphanomyces invadans
Lineage: Eukaryota; Oomycota; Saprolegniomycetes; Saprolegniales; Verrucalvaceae
Exons: 4
Coding region: 1-480 (159 amino acids)
Source: RefSeq, a predicted model, not a curated record
AUGCGUGACGACGACGGCCGGCCGACGGUGACAACGAUGCUGCUGGAGCACGUGCUGCCCAGCCCCACAGGACGAGACUGCCACGAGCACAUGACACAACAACCCGUGAUCUUUCCAGGCUCUCCGGUCUGGCAGAACACUCCGCCAAAGCACUCCAUGCACAACCGAGGAGGUCGGCACCGCUCGCACGAUCGACACAAGAGUGCGAUCCAGCGACCCACUCCUGCGCGCGCAGACGUCAAGGGCGACGAGUGGGAGUACGUUGUGGUGUUUGUCCUGGUGGGGGUGCUCUGGGCAAUCGGAGUCUGCGUCGCCCUCUACAUUUUGCGCUUUCCGUUUCGCGUGUACUGUGUCCAGGCGACGCUGAUUGUAUUUGCGCCGCUCAUGCCGCUCUACUGGAUCGUGCAGCAAUUGUUUCGGUGUGCUAGUCGCAUUCGAUCGACGAUGGACGAUGCGGCGGACAUAAAACGACGUAGAUGA